AUCUCGAUUAACGGUCGAGCGUCGUCGCCUGAAUUCACGGGCAUGGCAUGGCAUGGCAGCACGCGAACCGAUAAUCCUCUUCGAUGAAUCUGCGUAUCCUUCCGAUCCAAGAAAUCAAUCAAGGUUCUAGCGUUUGCAUAUCUGCAAAAUUCCAAAACCUUUCAGCGACUGCUUUGCUAUCAAUCAACAAUGUCCAUUUCCCUCUGCUUCACACCCUUGGUCUGCUUGAGCAAAAAGCCUCCUCCCAAACUCCCAUUCUGCAAGCCCAUAAGCCCUAUUUCACUCUCCGCAAGGCCAAGGAGCACUCAUUCGACUAGACUUUUCAGCGGUGUUAAUUAUGGCGGUGAUGAUAAUUUUGAGAAUUUAGCAGUCGCGGUGAAACCGAGAUGGGAGAAUUGGUUGACCACUGCUGCGAGUUUGUAUCCUCUUUAUGUGACUGUUGGUGGUGUGGUAGCUUUCUUGAGACCUUCCACUUUCGCUUGGUUUGUGGAUUUGGGUCCGACUUCUUAUAGCUUGACUCUAGGGUUUAUUAUGCUGGCUAUGGGGAUUACGUUGGAGCUCAAAGAGUUGGUCGAUUUGUUCAGGAAAAGGCCAGUGUCUAUUAUUUAUGGUUGUGUUGCCCAAUACACCAUUAUGCCUGCUUUUGGAUUUACAGUUAGCAAGUUGUUGGGGCUCUCACCUUCUCUUUCAGUAGGUUUGAUAUUGCUCGCCUGUUGCCCUGGAGGGACUGCUUCUAAUGUGGUGACUUUAAUUGCUGGAGGGGAUGUUGCCUUGUCGGUUGUAAUGACAGCAUGUACUACCCUCGCAGCAGUGAUUCUCACGCCACUUUUGUGCAAGAUUCUUGCUGGAACUUACAUUCAUGUGAAUGCCACUAACCUAGCCAUGAGCACCUUGCAGGUGGUAGUUGCUCCAAUUCUAGUAGGUUCUUAUCUGCAGAGUACAUUUCCUGAAGCUGUGAAACUAGUGACUCCUUUUGCACCUUUUGUAGCUGUGUUAUCUUCUUCACUGCUUGCUUGCAGUGUUUUCUCGGAAAAUGUUGUUCGUCUUAAAUCUUCAAUCUCUGGUCUAUCCUUAUCACAUGAUAUGUCUCCAUUGCUCCAUGCUCAAGCAUUGCUUUCCAGUGAACUGGGUGUUGUAGUACUGUCCGUCCUUUUGCUUCAUUUUGCAGGUUUUUUCGUUGGGUAUCUAUCUGCAGCUAUUGGUGGAUUUAAGGAGCCACAGAGGCGUGCAAUAUCAAUUGAAGUUGGCAUGCAAAAUUCCUCUUUAGGGGUGGUGUUAGCCACAUCUCAUUUUACCUCAUCUAUGGUUGCUUUACCUUCAGCGGUAUCAGCAGUAAUCAUGAACAUCAUGGGCAGCAGUCUGGGUUGUUUUUGGAGGUUCAUCCUUCCUUCUGAUCCAAAGGAUCAUCUCAAGGUUUCUUUUGACUGAUGGUCGUACAGAUAUCAGGUACCAAGGACCAUGUAAGAAUAAACAUUGUGGAAUCAUGGAAAUUUACCGUGUAAAGAGGAAUUUGUAAUUUGCACCUUCUUCAUGGGACAGGCCGAGAGUGGAAGAACUGGUAGAUUCUGGCAGUUGCAUAUUUCAAUCAUGUAUCCAUCUGGAUCAUGGAAGAAUAUCUGGUCAACUAUUAUCCCGCCUUCCUUUACCACAGCUUUCACAUACUCUAUCCUCAGCUCUUCCAGCUGAUGAAUUAUGAGAUUCAUGUCUGAACAUUGGAAAGAUAUGUGAUUGUCUCGUGGAUUGAUAUCCCCCUUCUGUUUGUUGGCUUUCUCUGCUUGCAGUAAGUGGAUCCCUAUCCCGUGGUUGAACAGCCUGCAAAAGGAAGAGAAAACAAGCAGCGGGAGUUUAUGUUGUGGCAAUUUUGAUCGACAAUCUUUUCUGAAUAAGUAUUUCACAUUCAUGGAAGCAAUUCAAAAUUAAACAAAGCAUGAAGAUGCUAUAUAUAGACUUUUCUUUUUAACAGUUUAUGCAUUUUGAAUAAGAUGAUUGUAGGAUAUGUUUAUUGGAAUUUAAGAUGCAUACCAGGCCCCUUCGAAUUUGAA
Messenger RNA from Andrographis paniculata, 2042 nucleotides. RefSeq names its product probable sodium/metabolite cotransporter BASS1, chloroplastic. NCBI's taxonomy places the organism in Eukaryota, Viridiplantae, Streptophyta, Magnoliopsida, Lamiales, Acanthaceae. Bases 190 to 1428 code for a protein of 412 amino acids. The record is from RefSeq and is a predicted model, not a curated record. Gene Ontology annotation, cellular component: membrane. The transcript has 8 exons.